Molecule: messenger RNA, 1677 nt
Organism: Enterobius vermicularis (human pinworm)
Lineage: Eukaryota; Metazoa; Nematoda; Chromadorea; Rhabditida; Oxyuridae
Source: the annotation of a GenBank genome assembly
AUGGGUUCAGUAUCGUCAUUUUUACAUUCAAAAACACCAAAAGAGGUGAUCUCUAGCCGUCAAGUACAGACCAAAUAUGGUGUUGUACAAGGACGACGAAUUGUUGACGAAAUGGAUUUACAAGUUGAUGCUUUUUUGGGUAUACCGUUUGCCAGACCGCCGACUGGUGAACGCAGAUUCAAGAGGCCAGAACCACCGGAACCCUGGCAAGGUGUUUUGGAGGCAACAAAAUUUGGGCCUCGUGCACCACAGGUUGAUUUCUUUUGGGAACGAUGGAGUUUGGGUGUUGGGAAGUCUGAAGAUUGUCUACGGUUAAAUGUAUUUUCGCCAGCUUGGGAACCAGGCGAAGACCAACCUAAUGGAUUCGCAGUUAUGGUUUUCAUACAUGGCGGAGCAUUUCUGAUUGAUUCAGCUGUCAAAUAUGGAGAUGUUGGGAUCUGCUCAAAUCUUUGUCUUCAUGAUGUUAUUGUUGUAACAAUACAAUAUCGUUUGGGAUAUUUGGGUUUCUAUACAACCGGUGACAGCAACUGUUUGGGAAAUUUAGCAUUAUGGGAUCAAACUGCUGCACUGAAAUGGGUUAAAGAUAAUAUUGCUGCAUUCAGCGGCGAUCCUGAUCGAAUAACUGUUUUUGGCCAAAGUGCUGGUGGUGUCAGCGUUGAUCUUUUAUCACUGUCACCAGAGUCUAGAGACCUCUUCCAGCAGGUGAUACCAAUGGGUGGUAAUGCCGAAUGUGCCUGGGCUAUUACCGAUAAGCAGCAUAUUGUCAAUGUUUGUCAAAAAUUUGCCCGUAAACUUGGAUGGAACGGUACAGUAACAGAUCCAGAAAAACAGGAGCAGUUGCUGCAUUUUUUGCGUAAGAAGCAGCCAAGAUUGUUUGAACGUGGUUUGCUAGGAAAAAAUGGCGUUAACUUCAACAAAAUUGGUUUGGAGUUAGCACCAUAUGUUGAUGGAGAAUUUUUACCUAAACCGAUCUCUCAACUCCGAAAAGAAGCUCCAAAAAAACGAUGUUUAGUUGGUACUUGUGAGUAUGAAGGACUACUUUUUGCUUCUCUUGGUUCGCACCAUUUUAAUCUGGAAGGUAUUGAAAAACUGCUCCGUACUGCAAUUCCAAACAAUAAAUAUCGUAGCGCCAAAGAACUUCGGCAGAAGGCUCAGGAAAUGUAUUUGCAAGGCGUUGAUAAAAACGACAAAAGUGCUGUAACUCGAGUCUAUACCAAGUUAUACAGCGAUCUAUUUGUAAAUAAUGGUACUUAUUCAUAUGUAAAAUCAAUGUGUAAAGCGGGUCAUACUGUGUAUCUGUACAGCUUCGACUAUUUCAAUCCAAAAAGUUUUGGACUUUUAUCAUUUCGACUUCCCUUUAAAGCAGCAACACACUGCACUGAAAUGACAUAUUUGUUUGGACAGAGCAUCGUGUUUCCUUUCAAAUUAAACGCCCAAGAUAAACUUGUUCUGGGAAUGAUGACUAAGAUGUGGACCAAUUUCGCAAAAUAUGGAGAUCCGAAUGGCAUUCAAGGAUUCCCGGGACCAACGUGGAAACCGGCUACUGAGGAGCAUUAUGAUCUUCAUUUGAGUAUUAGCCUUCGAUCACGAAUGCGAAACGGUUAUGAGGGAAAACGAGGCGAAUUUUGGGAAUGGGUACGAAACACCUGCUUAAAACGUGAAUCCAGUGACAGUUGA